Molecule: messenger RNA, 1620 nt
Organism: Rhizoctonia solani
Lineage: Eukaryota; Fungi; Basidiomycota; Agaricomycetes; Cantharellales; Ceratobasidiaceae
Product: alpha-amylase
Exons: 16
Coding region: 1-1620 (539 amino acids)
Biological process (GO): carbohydrate metabolic process
Molecular function (GO): cation binding; starch binding; alpha-amylase activity
Source: RefSeq, a predicted model, not a curated record
AUGUUCGAAUGGUCAUGGGACAGUAUUGCUGCAGAGUGCACCGAUUUUAUUGGACCCGCUGGAUAUGGGUUUGUUCAGGUUUCUCCUCCGUCAGAACACAUCGAAGGGCCCAGUGGUGGACUGAUUACCAACCAGUCUCGUACACACUCACCUCUAAGCGAGGAAACCGAAAGCAGUUCCGGAAAAUGGUCAAUACAUGCAAAAGCUGGGGUCGGGGUUAUCGUCGACACGAUAUUCAACCAUAUGUCAGCUAUGGAGAAUGGAACAGGAGUCGCUGGAUCACCCUUUACGCAUUACAACUAUCCGGGGAUCUACCAGCCUCAGAAUUUCCAUAAUUGCGGAUUGAACCCUGGAAACGAUAUUGCCGACUAUACGAACCGCGCAGAUGUUCAGAACUGUGAACUGCUCAAUCUGGCUGAGUAUGAGGCUACCGAGACGGAAUAUGUUCGUAGUCGGCUUGCAACUUAUGCCAACGAUCUAUUGUCAUUGGGAGUGGUUGGGUUUCGUGUUGAUGCUGCAAAGCAUAUCCCCGCCGCCGAUAUAGCCAACAUUUUGGGCCGGCUCAAAUCGAAGCCUUACAUCACUCAAGAGGUUAUUUUCGGAGCCGGUGAACCGAUCUUGCCAUCCGAAUAUGCAGGGAAUGGGGAUGUACAGGAAUUUCGGUAUACUUCAGCGCUCCAAAACGCGUUCUACGUCAGUGGCAUUUCAUCACUCACCGACUUGGAUAAUCGAGGUUGGAUGGCAUCCGAUGGCGCCAAUGUAUUUGUUUCCAACCAUGACACCGAACGAAACGGGGCAUCGCUGAGCUACAAAUCCGGAAUAUUGUACACACUUGCCCAUGUGUUCAUGCUUGCUCAUCCGUACGGAACACCUACCGUUCUAUCCUCGUACACAUUUUCCGAUGAAGCUGCGGGUAGUCCUCUGAACGGUGUUGGGACAUGCUCCGGUUCCGAGGGUGCUAACGGGUGGCGGUGUCAACAUCGGUGGACCGCAAUCGCAGGGAUGGUCAAAUGGCGAAACGGCGUAACUGGAAGUAUAAACAAUUGGGUUAGCGGCACUAGUCAGCAGGUUGCAUUUGGUCGGGGUUCGACCGGGUUCGUGGUUAUCAACAAUGCUGACGUUGCCUGGACGAACACUUUCAAGACGCCCUUGGCCGAUAAUUCGUACUGCGAUAUGAUUACUGGUGCGACUGGGAGGAAGAAAUCAUGUACGGGUGCAUCACACAUUGUCUCAGGUGGAACGUUCACCGCCACGGUUCCUCCACGAUCCGCAAUUGCACUAUUCACUGGGGCAAUCGGGACUGGAUCUAGACGUGAAGGUAAAAGUGGACUUGCGACAGUGUCCUUCACAGUAUCUAUACAGGCGGCCUCCGACGAGAGCGUAUUCGUAGUUGGAAAUAUUCAGCAGCUUGGAGACUGGGCACCCUCUAAAUCGAUCGCGAUGUCUUCAUCAUCACUUCCCACGUGGGGUGUCAAUAUAACUAUCCCAACCGACACAGAGUUCUCUUACAAGUACAUUCGCAAAACUUCUAAUGAAUCGGUAAUAUGGGAAUCGGACCCCAAUCGAAGCGCUGUUGCUCCCUCGUCCGGAACUUUGACAUUAAAUGACGUAUGGCGGUAA